UGCAUGCUGCCAAGCUGUCGCAAGACUGGUAGAGGGGCGCACAACAUGUCGAGGCUUUGCGUUGCAUGGCAUCUGGUCACGCAUCUGCUUUUGCGGGCGCGGGCGCCGGCCCUGCGGGCGGGGCCGCCGCCGCGCAAGCCGCGGGCGCGGUGGCUGCGGCGGCGGCACAGGGCGCCGGCCCUGGGGGCGGGGCCGCCGCCGCGCAAGCCGCGGGCGCGGCGGCUGUGGCGGCGGCACAGGGCGCUGGCCCUGCGGGCGGGGCCGCCGCCGCGCAAGCCUGGACCGCCCUCGUUGACUACGUCAACACCCAGCGUGCGUCGAAAAGGGCCGCAGAGCUGUUGCUGCGGGAGGUCAAGGGGGCGCAGGCCACAUACAAGAAGGCCAGCAUGCGGCACAUGGAAUGGGCCGCGGAGAUUCUCGCAGGCCUUGAGGCACGCCGCGAUCAGCUGGGGGCGCAGGUGCAGCAACUGAUGCAGGUGCAGCCGUUGACGCAAGAGGACACACAGCGGCUUGCUGUAACACGGGCCUGCCCGACUUAGUGCAGGGUUCGUGUCGGCAAGCUUAGUACGCUAAGCGACGCUUCCGCUGGCAUCACGAUAUGCCCAAUAACAUAUUAAGUAGU
Messenger RNA from Chlamydomonas reinhardtii, 622 nucleotides. RefSeq lists its product as uncharacterized. The record is from RefSeq and is a predicted model, not a curated record. NCBI's taxonomy places the organism in Eukaryota, Viridiplantae, Chlorophyta, Chlorophyceae, Chlamydomonadales, Chlamydomonadaceae. Bases 66 to 539 code for a protein of 157 amino acids. The transcript has a single exon.